Messenger RNA from Ostrinia furnacalis (Asian corn borer), 1247 nucleotides. It is a transcript of the gene Dera, whose product is annotated as deoxyribose-phosphate aldolase. The record is from RefSeq and is a predicted model, not a curated record. The transcript is spliced from 6 exons. Gene Ontology annotation, molecular function: deoxyribose-phosphate aldolase activity. Gene Ontology annotation, biological process: carbohydrate catabolic process; deoxyribonucleotide catabolic process. The coding region runs from base 131 to 1057 and encodes 308 amino acids. Gene Ontology annotation, cellular component: cytoplasm. Lineage: Eukaryota; Metazoa; Arthropoda; Insecta; Lepidoptera; Crambidae.
ACCGUCGUUCUACAAAACAAUUGAACAAAAUUUUGAUUAUAAUAUAGAUAGAAUUUGUUAAUUCAGUCUUAUCUCUAGCGUUGUUGCAUCAUUUUGUUUCAAAUAAUAUUUACAAAAUUAAUUAGAAAAUAUGGUACAGCCGAAUUAUCCUGGUUUUAGUUCAAAAACUUUAAAGAGUGUGCAUGUAAACAAAAAUAGUGUACAUUCCCAUGUAGACUUCAUACUAAAGAAUAACAUUGUAUCUAGUCCUAAAAACUACAAAGUCUGGUUAUUGCGAGCUCUUUCUAUGAUUGAUUUAACAACUCUUUCUGGAGACGACACCAAAUCAAAUGUCACUCGACUGUGUGUAAAGGCUGCAUAUCCUUUGAGUUCGGAAGAUCUCAAGCAAGUGAAGGAUUUUGUGGAUAUUGAUAAGAACAUUCAUACAGCAGCUGUGUGUGUGUACCCCAGUCGAGUGAAGGAUGCAGCAGAAGUGAUAAAUAGAAUGGGCUUAGCCAACGAAAUACAGGUGGCUUCAGUGGCCACAGCAUUCCCAGCAGGUCUUUGCCCUCUUUAUACACGUGUUCAAGAAAUUAAAUCAGCCAUAGCAGAUGGCGCAACAGAAAUUGAUGUGGUUUUGGAUCGCAGUCUCGUUUUGAGUGGCCAGUGGGAUGCAGUGUACGAGGAAGUCAAAGAAAUGCGACUAGCUUGUAAAGGGGCUCAUCUUAAGGUUAUUCUCGGCGUCGGUGAAUUGGGGUCUUAUGAAAACGUCUACAAAGCAUCUAUGGUGUCAAUGUAUGCUGGGGCAGAUUUCAUAAAAACCUCCACGGGAAAAGAAUCUGUCAACGCAACACUGCCAGUGGGAUUGGUCAUGUGUAGAGCUAUUCGUAAUUUCUAUCUGCUGACUGGAAAAAAGGUGGGGCUUAAGCCUGCAGGUGGCAUUAAGACUGCCCGAGACGCCGUAAACUGGCUGGUCAUGGUGUAUACUGAAUUAGGGAAGGAGUGGAUGACUCCUCAGCUAUUCCGCAUCGGUGCUUCAAGUCUGCUCGACGUCAUUAUAGAAGAAUUGUAUGAAUAGGUAAACUGUUUCACUAUUUUGUAAUUGUCACAAAAUAUUUUUGAUACUGCCAAUUUAUUAUGAGAUAUUUUUACUGCGGAUAAAAGCAUGACAUUAUUAUAUAAUUAUUAUCACUGAUUACAGGAAACUUUUAGUGCCAUAAUAUGAUAUUAUAAUUGAUAUAAAUGUUCUAAACAUGCUUUAAUAUCUA